AUGACUUCAAAGCCAAUAUUAAAACUUGUUAGUCUUCUACACCCCCUCCCCACCUUCCUCCUCUCACUCAACUCAACUCAACUCAAUCGCCAUUGAAACUCACCAUACGUAGGUACCAUGGAAAAGAAGAAGAGGGCUGUCCUCUUUGUUUUCAGGUUCCUGGCCUUUGCUGCAGCAAUUUCUGCCACCAUUGUCAUGGCGACAAGCAAUGAGAAUGCUUUCUUUUACGGCAUAGAGUUGGAGGCAAGCUAUAACAACUCGCCUGCCUUAACGUAUUUUGUCAUUGCUUAUUCAAUCGUAACUGUUUAUGGGUUUCUCCUCCUUUUUCUACCUCCGUCUAGCAAGCUCUGGCAAUUCGUGGUGGCCGUCGAUGUGAUUGCCACAGUGUUGGUCACUUCCUCCUUUUCGGCCGCCUUGGCAGUAGCUUAUGUGGGCAAGCAGGGAAACUCUUCUGCGGGUUGGCUGCCUAUCUGCGACCAAGUCUCCGACUUCUGCAAACAAAUAGCAGGAGCUCUAGUUGCAGGCUUCGCUGCCAUGAUUAUCUAUACAGGGCUCCUCCUUUAUUCCAUCCACACUGUUCUGGAUCCUCUUCUUGUAUUCGAUUAGGUUCUCAGAGAAACGAUUCGCCCGAUAAAGGAUUGUACUGUGAUUAAUUAUAAUAUAUGUUCUCUGUAAGAUAAACUUUGAAAUGGUGAAUCGGUUGAAUAAUCAAAUUUUGUUACAGGGUUAAUGCCA
Messenger RNA from Nelumbo nucifera (sacred lotus), 735 nucleotides. RefSeq names its product CASP-like protein 1C1. Lineage: Eukaryota; Viridiplantae; Streptophyta; Magnoliopsida; Proteales; Nelumbonaceae. The record is from RefSeq and is a predicted model, not a curated record.